AUGUCUUGUUUCUCCUUUUCUUCUCCUAGUCUCCUACCGAGCCCGCUUCCUGGCUCGGGCAGCGCCAAACGCGCCUCUGAAGGGGCAAAUGAACCCGUCGCUGCCCCCGACAGCCACUCACAACGCGCUAUACCGUUUGGACACGCUAUACUCUCUCAAAAUCACCCGGAAAAUCUCUCACAUGGAGUCGCGACGAUGCCUGGCCGCUGCACCAUUCCAGACGGUCAGGCGCUUUCUCUAGGCACAGAAGGCACCCCAAAGAGCACCCAGCAAGCCCACAGGUCAUUAUAUACUACUCCGCUCUACUUUCGACCUACUGCUGGUUGUGAUCGUGGCGUCCUAGUGACGGGGCUCGAGAACAAUACCAAGUAUUCGAUCCUCCGCCACUUGAUUCGCUCUGCAUGGUCUAUCCAUGAUCCUUCCCCAUUCCGAGGCAUCCUCUGCUUCACAACCGACCAUGGCUCCUUUGGGGUGGCCACCUCGGCGACUCUGGCAGCGCAGGACGUCGGUCAAGAGGCCGAAGUUGUCGUCCUGACAGUCCCUUGGAAGGUUAGCGAACUCUCGGCCAACCUUGCCGGGACGGCCAAGAAUAUCUCCGUUCUUCCCAUCAAAGUUCAUCUUCAAGAUGUAUCACUCGGUCACCUUGCGUUUCUUCAAAGCGUUUAUCAGCCUGACUGGCACCCUUUUCACGCUCAGGAGCAAGCUCGGUCAGGCUCCAUAUCACAUGACGAUAUCCCCGCCCAACUCCGCUGCUUUUUAUCUACCAAUGGGUCCACAGAGAACCAGCUCCCUUCGGCUUCACUAGACUGGGUGUCUUGGACUCGCUCUCGUCAGUCCGCAAUGUCCGCUGCGGCCGAAAAAGGGACAAGCAUACCUAAUGACCCAUUCCUCUUGUGUGUCGACCUCUCCGGUUUCGACCCGACGGAGCUCGUUCUCCAGCAUACACUUGCUGAUAUCAUCACCAAAUCUUGGUCGUGCCAUGUGGAAGAGUCGACACCAGUACCAGCGCAAUCUCUCGUCGUCUGCGAUGAUGCACAUAUCUAUCUUUCUCAGGACGAGAGCCCCUUUUCUAGGACCCUUGCUAGCCUCGUCGCUCCUCUACCACUCAGCAAAACGCCAGCCUCAAAAACGACACCGCAUCUUGUCAUUCUCUCACAGUCACCCGUGUCUUUGGCUCCAAAUGUUCUCGAUCACCUCUCGUAUUUGAUUAUUCACCGAUUCACCGCCCCUCGCUGGUUGCAAAGCCUCGAGAAGCACUGGUUCCUGCAGCCUCGUGUCCACCAAGUUUUCAAUAUCACCGAUAAUACAGUCUCAGACGCAAACUUGACUUCGAUCAGUACCAUAGAGCAAAUUCUAGAUCUCGAGGCCGGACGUGUCCUCGUCUGCUUCAAAGGCCACGACCAAUCUCAGAACUUUCAAGCAAAUAAGCACAAUGAGUCUGCAGGCGCUAUGACUAAUGGCCACCCUCGCAACGUUUUUGGCCCUAUUCAGCGCCCAACUGUCAAACCAGCCACCACAUCCCCAUCUCUCGGACGACAGCUAUUGAUGGUCUCGCUGAAACCAGUCAGUAUUCCGAUCACAUCGCCCAUGCGAACCACCGGAUCGACGGCUCUGUAUCCGCCAGCCAAUCUCGACCACACGGCCGCCAAACGAAGUCCCCAACUUGCUGACCUGGAGAUUGGAUCCACCAACAGUGUAAAUUACGGUGGAAUCCGGCCGUCUUUACUCUCGUCCAGUGUUGGCAUCGAGGGAGGGGCCUACGAGCCAUGGCGACAGCCCAGCGAGACACAACUGGGAACACCGGCGUCAGUGCAUGUCUCCCUUCACUCACCUCCAGGAAUUGGCACAAUUGGACGUUCCAUUCCCCGCACAACAUCGUCCCCAUUCGACACGAUUGGGCACCGUGGGUUCGUUGAACUCUACGUAUCUCUCGGCUGGGGCGGUAACGAGCCCAAUAUCACCGACAAGUCGCGGUGUUCUCCCGGAGGCGCAACAUUUUCUCCCUUUUCGAUGGCAAGGAGGGGCCAAGAAGUUGCUGGGACAUCUCAGUACGGAAACAGCUUCUCGAACAGCUCCUCUUCCAUCUCGAGCCACUUCUUUCCCGCUCAUGGAGACGGGAACGGGGUGCCCAGUCCACACCUCGACCGCUAUCGACCGAUGACGAUGAGCAUGUCCAGCGCAAGCGAAGGGCAGUUCUCAAAAGCAGACACGGAUAGCGGUGGAGGUGACUUUGUGGACGUUGGUGCAAUGCGUGACGCGCUUCCCUCAUCCAACGGACGACCCCUAGCCCAAGCAGGCGUAGCAACGUCUGGAGGUGGUCCGGCAGGCUCCUCGGGUCCGUCGAGCAGCUAUGGAUUAGCCGCAUUGGGCCUCAAGCGAAGCUACGCCGGAGUCACGGCACCUGUAUCUGACGGCACCAUUCAACGUCGUGCCACUGCCAUUUUGCUCGGCCCACAAAUGGAUACGGCCGGGCGGUCGCAAGUCAACGGCGUCGGCUCGUCUAAUGCAUCCAACCAGUUCAGUUCCUCGGAGGGUGUGGGCUCUACAGGGCCCUCGUCUUCACCACCACCACCACCACCACCGGUCUAUCCGGAAUCUUUCUUUUGGCCAUUGCUCGACGCAUUGGAAAAGGCGCGGGUACAAGUUAGCUCUCCGCAUAAUCGCGCACAGUGCGUGCGCCACUCGGUGGUUGGACAAGAACUUCCACCGUCGGCGAGGGCAAGGUUGGGGCUGACGUUCAAAGAGUAUGUAGCGGCGGCGGCGAGACAAGGUGUCGUGGUGACAGGAGAUUCGGGGGACAAGGCGUGGAUCGCAAUGCAAGACUGGCGUUUUCCAGGGGAAGGAGCGUAUGGCAUCGUCUGCAGUGCGGUUCACAUCCCCUCGGGUCGAAAGGUGGCGAUCAAGCGCAUUACUCCCUUUGAUCACUCCAUGUUCUGCCUACGGACGCUGCGAGAGAUUAAGAUUCUCAAGCAUUUCAAUCACGAGAACAUCAUCUCGAUCCUUGAUAUCCUCCGUCCCCCAAGCCUCGACUUGUUCACCCAAGUAUAUCUCGUACAGGAGCUUAUGGAAACCGACAUGCACCGCGUGAUUCGGACGCAGGAACUAUCGGAUGACCAUUGCCAGUACUUUAUCUACCAGACUCUCCGAGCUCUCAAAGCACUGCACUCUGCCAAUGUACUCCACCGUGAUCUGAAACCUUCAAACCUCUUGCUCAAUGCGAAUUGUGACCUCAAGUUGUGCGACUUUGGUCUCGCCCGCUCGGCGAACCCUCCACCAGGCUACCAAGAUACUGCCGCCAAUUUCAUGACAGAAUAUGUGGCUACGCGAUGGUACCGGGCACCAGAAAUCUUCUUCCUCGAAUCGUACACCAAAGCCAUUGACCUUUGGUCCGUCGGCUGCAUCCUGGCCGAGAUGCUUUCUGGUCGGCCUCUCUUCCCUGGUAGAGACUAUCACCAUCAGAUCAGCAUCAUUCUCGAUGUUCUCGGUACACCUUCCCUUGAUGAUUUUUAUUCCAUCUCUUCUCACCGCUCCCGCGAGUACAUCCGCGCACUACCGUUUAGGAAGAAGAAGCCAUUUGCUCAGUUAUUCGAAGGGAAGAAUCCACAGGCACUGGAUCUUUUGGAACAGCUCCUCACAUUCAACCCAAAGACGCGGAUCGACGUCGAAGGCGCGUUGGCCCAUCCCUAUCUGGAACCGUAUCACGAUCCAGGCGACGAGCCGGAUGCCACCCCGCUUGAUCCGAGCUUCUUCGACUUUGAUUAUCAAAAGGACAUCACAAAGGAAGAGCUCAAAGCGCUCAUUUUCGAAGAAGUCUGUAAACCGGCUCACCACCAAGUCCCCGUCGCCACCUUGGAUCCUUCAACUCCCAUCGCACCCACAGCAGAUACUCCCAUAGGCCCUGCUGCUCCUUCGUUUGCUUGA
This is a messenger RNA of Serendipita indica DSM 11827, 3921 nucleotides long. The record is from the annotation of a GenBank genome assembly. NCBI's taxonomy places the organism in Eukaryota, Fungi, Basidiomycota, Agaricomycetes, Sebacinales, Serendipitaceae.